Messenger RNA from Dendronephthya gigantea, 571 nucleotides. RefSeq lists its product as uncharacterized. NCBI's taxonomy places the organism in Eukaryota, Metazoa, Cnidaria, Anthozoa, Malacalcyonacea, Nephtheidae. The transcript has a single exon. The annotation marks the transcript as partial. The record is from RefSeq and is a predicted model, not a curated record.
AUGAGACAAAGAAAUGAUAAAGCAUUUAUUGAACUUCUUAACAGAGUAAGAACUGCCACACAAACAAAAAAUGAUAUAAAGGUAAUCCAAUCAAGAUCAAUAUCUCCAGAUGACCCUAAUUAUCCAUCACAUGCACUCCAUAUUUGGGCAGAGAACUCACCAGUUGACAAGCACAACAAUGAGAAAUUGCAAGAACUUUCUGGACCAUUGUUUAUUCUAAAGGCUAAAGACCAAUUCCCACCAAAUGUCAAGAAACAAGAUAUUGAUACAGUUCUAGCAAGAAAACGAUCUGAAACAGGUGGACUUGAUUUGGAAAUUCAUAUUAAACAAGGUGCCAGAGUGAUGCUCACAACUAAUAUUAGCAUUGCAGAUAGACUUAUCAAUGGACAAAUGGGAACUGUCUUUAAAGUUGAUGUUAAUCCAAUUAACCGGAAACCAACUGUUCUUUACAUUAAAUUUGAUGAUCCAAAUGCUGGUAAAAAUCUUCUAAAUACCACUAGCAAUGUUUUGGCAAGAGAACAUCAAGUUGUCCCAAUUGAACCUGUGUUGGCAAAGAUCAAGAUUAGGCCAG